Callorhinus ursinus (northern fur seal) is the source of this 932-nucleotide messenger RNA. NCBI's taxonomy places the organism in Eukaryota, Metazoa, Chordata, Mammalia, Carnivora, Otariidae. The record is from RefSeq and is a predicted model, not a curated record.
CUUUUAUUUAAUUGAAGUCCCAGAUUGACUUUUGAUUAAUAGUCAAACCUUAAAAGGUUCUCUGAGAGAACAAAACUUGAAAAGGUGAGACUGAGAGUAAAUGGUGUAGAGUAGUACUUGGACACUCAUAUUUCUACUGGUCCUAAAAUAUAUCUGAACAUGGAAUGGAAUUCAGAACUCCAUGAUAAGGAGUUGGUGUCCAGGGUGUUGAUGUCACACAGCCUCUGGCCUGACAGGCGUAGAAGUUGGAGCUGGACAGUGGCUGUACAUUUUGGUAGCUCUCAUGGAGACCAUGCAUCUAAAAGCAAGCUCUUCAGACUUACAUCUUAAUUACUCCUAACAGGGAUAAUUAGAAUUUUCUUUCUCAAAUUAAAAGUUUGAGAAAUUCCUGAUAAGAUGUACUAUUCCCUGAAGUUUAUAUUAAUUACAAUUUUUUUUUACUGCCGGCCUUCAUCAAGCAUGGACGACUUAGACACUAAUAAAGCUCAGUCUUCUAAAGUCAACACGAUAAUUACGUUCUGCAUUGGUGGCAGUAUCCUGGUGGCCAUUCUUGUGCUGAUGGGUGUUGUCAUCUGUCUUUACUACAAAAUAUCCGACGCAAUGAAACCUUCAAAGGCACCUCUUUGUUUGGCCUUAAAGAGUAAUCCAGCCAUGCUCACUCAGGACAAGGUCGCCGCGGCUGCAGCCCUCACCACUGGGUCCUAUCCCAACGUCCAGUGCUGUGACGAAUGUAGCUUGUAUGCUGACUAUGACCGCCUGCCACCGUGCUUCUGUGACGUAAAUGAGGGACUCUGACUUGGGUGGGCACAAAUAUCUUCAUGCGCAGUAUUUCUUUUUGUAGAAUUAUUAUUCAAGCCAAGUUUUAUAGUGUUUACACGCUCUAUUAUAGAACAUAUUUAUGUACUUCUGAAUAAAUGCAGUACUGAAAAUAA